UCGUGUCGAUCGCUGAGCACCAUAUAUUAAAGCGAGGGCCGGCCUCUGCAUCAUCCCAACACAACCAUGGAUGUCACUGGCACCACCUUCCUCUUCGCCUCCUUCCUCGUCCUCCUCCUGCUGCUACUCAGGAAGCACAGCUACAGCCGGCGAGGCAACGCCAGACUUCCUCCGGGUCCGUUCAAGCUUCCUCUCAUAGGUAGCUUGCACCAUGUCCUCGGUCCGUUGCCGUAUCGUUCCCUCGCUGCCUUGUCCGAGAAAUUUGGUGCCGUCAUGCUCCUAAAGCUCGGUGAGGUUCCCACCCUCGUGGUCUCCUCCCCCGAAGCAGCCGCCGAGAUCAUGAAGACCCAGGACGUCAGCUUCGCCAGCAGGCCGAUGAUUUCGUCCGUCAGGAUCAUAGCGUACGGCGACAAGAGCCCCGUGUUCGCCCCAUACGGAUCCUACUGGAGGGAAGUAAGGAAGAUGAGCAUACUGGAACUGCUGAGCGUCAAGCGAGUCCUGUCUUUUCGCUCGAUCCGGGAAGAAGAGGUGCUCAAUUUUGUUCGGUCCAUGGAUCUGUUGUCAAACAGUGGUUCCACCGUGAAUCUCAGUAGCAAGUUCGCGCUGAUGACCAAUGACAUAGCCGCAAGGGCUAUCAUCGGGAGGAAGUGUAAGUAUCAGAAGCAGUUCCUACAGGUGAUAAACCGAGCACUGGAGGCAUCGGGAGGCUUCAGCUUGGCUGACCUAUUCCCAUCGUCGUCGCUCGUUAGUCUGCUCAGUGGCAUACCUCUCAAGCUGCCAAGGUUACACCGCGAGAUGGACGCUAUCCUGAGCAGCAUCAUUCAGGAGCACAGAGAGAGGAACUCCACCGAGCAAGUAGAGGAGGACUUGGUCGAUGUCUUACUCAAAGUCCAACGUGAAGGCAGCAUGCCAUUCGCUUUCACAGACGUGGCCGUCAAAGCUAUAAUCUUGGAUCUAUUUGGGGCGGGCGGCGAGACAACAGCAACAACACUGGAGUGGAUCAUGUCGGAGCUGAUGAGAAAUCCAGGUGCGAUGAAGAGGGUGCAACAGGAGGUGAGGGAGACCGUCGGAGGAAAGGGAAGGGUGAGGGAGGAGGACAUCAACGAGAUGAAAUACCUGAGGCUGAUCAUUAAGGAGACACUGAGGCUGCACCCUCCUCUUCCUCUGCUGCUCCCUCGAGAGUGCCAGGAGCCGAGAGAGAUUCUCGGUUACCAGAUACCGGAGAAGACGAGGGUGCUGGUAAACGUGUGGGCCUUGGGAAGAGAUCCGCGACACUGGGACGACGCCGCCAUGUUCAAGCCGGAGAGAUUCGACCGGGGGAGCUCCCCGGUCGAUUUCAAGGGGAACAACUUCGAGUUCAUACCGUUCGGGGCAGGAAGGAGGAUGUGCCCAGGGAUAGCCUUCGGGAUGGCGAGCGUGGAGCUUCCCCUCGCCUCCCUUCUCUACCACUUCGAUUGGGAGCUCCCGGCAAGAGACGGAGUGAAGCCUAAUGAGUUGGACAUGACCGAGAACUUCUCGCUCACGUGCCGUCGGAGGUCGGAGCUUUGCUUGCGUGCCAUUCCUCGCAAUCCUUGUCCCAUGUAUUGACUGCAAACAUGACUCUUCAUCGCUACAUGGUCCUGUCUGUGUGAUCCUCGAGACAAUAAAGAAAUGGACGCCGUUUACCCUCGA
Molecule: messenger RNA, 1671 nt
Organism: Musa acuminata AAA Group (dessert banana)
Lineage: Eukaryota; Viridiplantae; Streptophyta; Magnoliopsida; Zingiberales; Musaceae
Product: desmethyl-deoxy-podophyllotoxin synthase-like
Exons: 2
Coding region: 67-1587 (506 amino acids)
Molecular function (GO): heme binding; monooxygenase activity; iron ion binding
Source: RefSeq, a predicted model, not a curated record